AUGACAGAAGAUAGUGGCGCUAGGGUUUCCUCGGAUGUGCCCAAUGAUGCCUCACAAACAAGGCAAAGGAAGAAAAGAAAGUGGGAUCAACCUGCAGCAUCCUUGGUUUCAGCUGGUUUAGCAGUGCCUGGGGCUUUCCCAUUGGGAAAUGCGGGAUUGCUUGGUGGGAUUACAGUUCCUGGCACACCAGUGACUGGUGCUCAUCUGAUGAAUCCACUUGAGGCAAGUAGUCCUACCAUCCCUCAGGUGUAUCAGAUACCUCUGAUACCGCAACAGACUGCCACAGUCAUCCAAAAAUUAAUUCAACCAAAGAUCCAAGAUGAGUUAAUAGCACGAGAAAUUGUUAUCAACGAUGCAGAGUCUCUUGUUCGUUAUAAGCUGACAAAACGCCAAACACAGGAGGAGAUCCAAAGAUGCACUGGUGCUGUGGUGAUAACAAGGGGCAAGUAUCGUCCACCAAAUGCAUCAACUGAUGGUGAAAAGCCAUUAUAUCUUCAUAUUUCUGCAGGGGCUAAUUUAAAAGAGACAGCAGAACGGAUUUUAGCAGUUGACCGUGCAGCUGCCAUGGUUGAAGAAAUGCUGAAACAGGGUCAGAAUCCGACUAUGAGCAACGGAUUGACGGCACCGAACACUUGUGUGUAUUUGGGCUUUGACGCAGAUCCGUCAUGGAACAUUGCUGCUCGUAUACGUGGGCCAAAUGACCAGUAUAUAAAUCACAUUAUGAAUGAAACAGGAGCAACUGUGUCACUCAAAGGGCGUGGUUCAGGAAAUCUUGAGAGUGUAAAUGGCGAAGAAGGACAGCUACCAUUGCAUUUAUUCUUGUCAAGUAAUAAUUCAAAAAGUCUUGAAGAUGCUAAACUUUUGGCUGAAAAUCUUUUGGAUACAAUCAGUGUAGAGUGUGGUGUCUCCAGGGUUUCAUCAUCUAAGGUUUGUAGUGCUGUUCCACCCCCACAGCAGGUAUAUAGUGCUGUUCCACCACCGCAUAAGUUGUUGGCUGGAGUUCAGAGUUCUGGAACUGAGGUAAAAACAAUUACAAAUUUGUCGUCUCCAACUGUGGGUGCUACACCAGCUCCGGCAGUUUCCUCUGUUGGAACGCCUGUGGUCGCUACUGUCUUUUCUCAAGGGGCAAUAUCUCAACCUGGAGGGUUGUUAAACUCUGUGCAAUCUCAGGCAAACAUUGGUGGUUAUCCCCAACCUCUACCUCUAUUAUCUAAUGGAACAAGCUACAAUGGAUAUGGUGGGAUAUAUCCUCAAGUCACACCUUUGCAACAAGUUGCUCUUGCCCUUAGACAGUCAUCCCCUAUCCCUUCUACAGUUGCUCCCACAACAUCAGCGCCAAGCACUGAACCAAAGUUGAAUGUUAACUCCACUUCUAGUUCUGAACAGGAGAAACGACCUCCACAGUCACAGAGGCGGAAGUUUCAGGAGUUACCAGUUGGUCCUGCAAAAGUCCAUCAGGAACUGGAAAUGUCAAAGCCAAAUGAAAUGUUGGCAGAUUUGGGUCUGAGAAAUGUAUCAACUAUGCCAGCUCCGAAGAAAUUGGUCCAGCCAGCAUCAAAUGGAAUGCCACCACCCCUACCUAGAGCAAUGCCGCCACCUCCACCAAAAUUCACCUCAUCAGCACACGUUCUGACCAAAACAAAAUCUGAUGAUGUCCCUGAUACUUUGUUCAAGCUGAUGGAAUAUGGUGAGGAUGAUGAUGACUCUGAGGAAACUAACAAAGAAUUACCCACAAGCAAUUCUGGUGCAGUGAUAGCUCGAAAGCCUUUCUGGGCAUUAUGA
Molecule: messenger RNA, 1782 nt
Organism: Prunus armeniaca (apricot)
Lineage: Eukaryota; Viridiplantae; Streptophyta; Magnoliopsida; Rosales; Rosaceae
Source: the annotation of a GenBank genome assembly